AUGUCGGAAGACUUAAGACAACAAAUCGAAUAUUCAAAGUCAAAUAGAUCUACUUGUAAAAAGUGCCGUGCACCGAUUGCCUUGAAUGAUUUGAGAAUCGGCUUGGAAACCAAGAGCAGAGCGUUCGACGGGUAUGACGUAAGUUGGUAUCACUUACAAUGCUAUAAGUUUGACAGAGUCAAAUACAUCAACCAGCUUAAAUAUUUCGAUAUGUUAAGAUGGGAUGACUUUAUCAAAGUUAGAGAGAUUCUAAAAGAUACAACUCCGAUUCAAAAUGCACUCGAGAAACAAAAUUAUAAUAAUGAUAUUUGGAAAAUUAAAGAUGCACUUGGCGAUGAUUUAAAGCCAGCACAGAUCAAGAAGCUCUAUUCACACAAUUACACUCUGGAGAAUUUGUCACCUGCCCAGGUAUUACAUUUUGUUGCUGAUGGAAUGGCCUAUGGAAGGGUUGGACCUUGUCCAAAUUGCAAGAACCUCUCGGUUUUGUAUGAUGGUAAUCACUAUUAUUGCAGAGGAUGGGUAACUUCAUACACAAAAUGUGAUUGGUAUGGUCCAAGCAUUAAGAGAUAUAGAUUCUCAUUCCCAUCUGAUGUUAAAUCCAAGUAUUUAUCGGAAUAUACAUUCCCUCACGCACAUCCAUAUGAAGAGUUAACAGACUAUGUAGCACCAAACAACAACAAUAAGAGUGGAAAUACUGAUGAUAGCGCUGAUUCACCAACAACGCCAAUAAUAGCCUUCAAAGCAUUCCCACCAGUAGAGGGAUCAAUAUUUUUGGCAAUUGAUUCUGACUAUCCACAUAGCAAGGGCACUAUUCAAGUAGAGCAAUCCGACAAAUAUGGAUACACUGCCUAUAAUGUCACCUUGAUCUUUGCUGAUAUGGUGUCUGGAAAGAACAGUCUUUAUAAAUUACAACUGAUCAAGCUCUCUGCUUCAAAGUAUCAUGUAUUCAGAAAGUGGGCAAGAGUUGGUACCUCAGUUGGUGGAACUGCUGUAGAUCCUUUCGCUACACUUGCAGAUGCUAUCAAGUUCUUUAAGACUCACUUCCAAGAUAAGACUGGCUAUGAGUGGGACGACCGUGGUAAAUAUGCAAAGUUACCAGGCAAAUACUUUAUGGUCGAGUUGGAGGACAGUUCAUUUGAAUCAAAUGACGCAGCCAACAACGAACCAGAUGAAUCAGCAUUCAACAAUUAUUCAAGCAGCUUGCCAAUCGAAACACAGGAUUUGCUAAAGAUUAUCUACAAUUUCGAUUUGAUUAAAGCUCAUCUCAAGCACAUGAAGCUGAGUGUUGAGAAAAUGCCAUUGGGUAAAAUUAGUCAAAGACAAAUUAAAUCUGCAUACUCUGUACUUACAGAGAUUCAAGAGGAGUUGGAAAGCGAAAGUCCAGUGAAAUCAAAGAUUGUCGAUGCUUCGAACAGAUUCUACACUUUGAUUCCUCACGAUUUUGGAAAUGGUAUACCAAUCCUCAUCGAUAAUAUCAAGAUGUUGACUGAGAAGAUUAAAAUGGUUGACACGAUGGCCGACAUUGAAAUUGCCAAUAAUCUAAAAAAAAUUUCGAUAGCGGCAGGUAAUUCUCUUGAUUCAAAUUAUUCAACUUUAAAUACCGAUUUGAAACCUCUUGCAAGUGGUUCAUUCAACUAUAGCUAUUUAGAGCAAUUAGCACUCUCAACUGCUGAGCCUGAUAUGUUGAAAUUCUCUGUUUGCAACAUAUUCGAAGUUGAAAGAACUGGUGAAAGCGAAGCUUAUUCGAAAUGGGAUCACAAUCCAAACAAAGUUUUAUUGUGGCAUGGAUCUAGAGCACCGAAUUGGAUUGGUAUCUUGGGUAAGGGAUUAAGAAUCAGUCCACCGGAAGCUCCAAAAACAGGACUUCGUUUUGGAAAAGGUGUUUAUUUUGCAGACUCGAUCAGUGUCUCGCUUUCAUAUUGUGGUACAAUGAAAGACUAUCCAUAUGCUAUUUUAGCUCUGUCAGAGGUUGCACUUGGCCAGUCAGAACCCCUUUCAAAUGAUAAAUAUAUGGAGCAAGCAUCCUUUGGAUACCAUAGUUCCAAAGCUUUGGGAAUGAGAGCACCUGCAACUUUUGAUGAUUAUCAAGACAUCACAGUAUUCCGUGGACCAAUGGUUGCCAGUAGUUUAAGUACAAGCUGCACCCAUAAUGAAUACAUUGUCUAUGAUGUAUCACAAUGUCGUGUGUCUCUAAGAGAUGACAAUCUAACCAUCGAAUGGAUGAUCGCUAUCAUAUUUAUUAAGAUACUUUACAUCCAAUUUAGAAAAUUCCAACUCAACUUAACAGUAAUAACAGUUCCAACUUAUUUCUAUGUGAAACAAUGA
This is a messenger RNA of Heterostelium album PN500, 2325 nucleotides long. RefSeq names its product polyADP-ribosyltransferase (gene adprt1B). Gene Ontology annotation, molecular function: zinc ion binding; DNA binding; NAD+ poly-ADP-ribosyltransferase activity. Bases 1 to 2325 code for a protein of 774 amino acids. NCBI's taxonomy places the organism in Eukaryota, Evosea, Eumycetozoa, Acytosteliales, Acytosteliaceae. The transcript has 8 exons. The record is from RefSeq and is a predicted model, not a curated record.